Molecule: messenger RNA, 626 nt
Organism: Electrophorus electricus (electric eel)
Lineage: Eukaryota; Metazoa; Chordata; Actinopteri; Gymnotiformes; Gymnotidae
Product: C-X-C motif chemokine 11-6-like
Biological process (GO): defense response; immune response; chemotaxis
Cellular component (GO): extracellular region
Molecular function (GO): chemokine activity
Source: RefSeq, a predicted model, not a curated record
CACCCUCACUCAGUCACUGGCUCAGUCUCCAAGCUGCAGUAAAGAUCUCCUUCAAGAGCAUCAUCAACAACAUCUUCAAGAACUCCCAGCAAAAUGAAGUCUGCAGCAGCUCUGGUUCUUCUUGCCUGUCUGGUUAUUGUCCAUGUGCAAGGACAGGCCAUGAGUAGUGUGAGGAGGUGCUUAUGUCAGGGUCCUAGGCUGAAUAUGGUUCGACCACAAAAUAUCGACAAGGUGGAAAUUUAUCCUGCCAGCGCAUACUGUGAAAAUGUGGAAAUCAUUGUCACCUUGAAAAAGGAUGCAGGUCAGAAAUGCUUGAAACCAGAAUCUAAAUUUGCCCAGAACUAUAUCAAGAGGGCAAUUCAAAAGAGGAGUCUGCAGUGAGCCUAGAGGAUAAAACACGUCUCUUGAUGUGGAAGAGAAGUCUGUGAACAUCAUACAUUUUAAAAUUCUUUACUGUGUGUCAAGAUAAUUGAAGAGACGUUAGAUGUUGCAAACAAUUUCACUUUGAUAAUUCUGAUUUUUAUAUAAUAAAAAGCACUACUGUAUAUUGUCAGAUGUACAAAUGUUUUGUAACCUUUUGUAAGAUUAUAUUUUAUAUUUUAUUGCUUUUGUAUUCACUUUUUUAU